Alligator sinensis (Chinese alligator) is the source of this 2414-nucleotide messenger RNA. Its product is annotated as plasma alpha-L-fucosidase-like. Gene Ontology annotation, biological process: fucose metabolic process; glycoside catabolic process. NCBI's taxonomy places the organism in Eukaryota, Metazoa, Chordata, Crocodylia, Alligatoridae. The record is from RefSeq and is a predicted model, not a curated record. The transcript is spliced from 3 exons. Gene Ontology annotation, molecular function: alpha-L-fucosidase activity. Bases 481 to 972 code for a protein of 163 amino acids. Gene Ontology annotation, cellular component: lysosome.
AAAACUUUAUGCAGCUGAAGCAGCCAAAUGCUUUGCUAUAUUUUCGAACACAAAUAGUUCUUGAGCAUGACAGUUACCUGCUCCCUGAAGUCAGAUGGUGGGGAGUGGGUGGUUGAUUGUAUACAAGUUUGUGUUACAAUCUGCAGCUGUGCCCACCACUUUAGAGUAGCUGAAUGUUUACAAUGAAUGACACUGAAAUAGUGAAUGUUGACACUUUUGCCUCUGGGCUUCAGAAUCAAAUGAGGAAUACCUCAUAAUGCAAACAGCCCAAAACAAUGCAGACACAGACAGAUGUCAGUAUGCAAAGAUCAUGGCUGGGGUGAGUUUUUGAGCCAUAAGGGCUAAAAAUGUAAUGUUCCUAUCAGAAGCUUAAAUUCUAUAUAAACUGCUGGAACAGCCAGUAAAGUUCUGGCAUGCAGCGGUGUUACCAAGUACCAAAUCUCUGAAGCUACAUUCAGUGAGAACCCCUGAAAAAUAGGCAUGCCAGCAUUGGCCAUAAUCUCACACUCUGAUUUUUCUGAAAUGUUUCAGCAACUUGUAGAAACAGUAUCAUGUGGAGGAAAUCUCCUGAUGAAUAUUGGGCCAACUCAUGAUGGUUGCAUUGUUGCAAUAUUCGAAGAACGUCUGAGGCAGAUGGGUGCCUGGCUGAAGGUCAAUGGAGAAGCCAUUUAUGGAACUAAACCAUGGAGGGCUCAAAAUGACACCUCCACACCGGGAGUCUGGUAUACAUUUAAACCAAAAGGAGACAUUGUGUAUGCCAUUUUCCUUAACUGGCCUGUCUCAGGGACUCUGAUACUUGGUGAGCCAAAAACCACUCUUGGAGGAACACAGGUGAAAUUGAUUGGAUAUAAGGAACCACUGAAGUGGAUUUCACUAGGAGAAAAGGGAAUGAUAGUUGCUGUACCUCAGUUAACCCUUAGUCAAUUACCAUGCCAGUGGGGGUGGACUCUGCAACUAACUAGUGUUAACUGAACAAGAUAUACAGAGAUUGAAAGUUGUAGGCCCCCCCCCCCCCAAAAAAAAAUCCUUAAGUCAAGCAUAGUUAGAAGUACUUCAUAUUUUUAGUUGAGUCUAGGUAUUGAAUUUUGUAAACAGAGCUGAAAUCGGGAUUGAUGGGUGCAAAUUUAAUGCAGAGUUGUGGUUUCAAGUUAGUAGGAUGAGAACUUGGCCCUUUUAUUCUAUCUUCUCUGGUGUUAAAAGAUGGGGUGAUUUUACAUUGGGGCUUAUUUGAAACCUGAUAUUGGAUUUCUGACUUAUAGUGGGCUUCAGUUCAACACUUCGAGGGUGAAAAAAACGUGCACUAAUCACAGCAUCUACCUCAAUCUCUCCACACUGGCCAGUAAAACUAUUUUUUUGCAGUUCUUGCAAAAUCCUAUGUGAACAAAUGGAAUACUACCCCUUCUCAUGACUUAGAGCUCAUUUUUUAAACAAGUGAAUGAUGAAGUAUGAAUGCAAAAUUUAGCUCAGCCAUUGAUCAGAAAUGGUGUGUUCGUGAGAACUCAGCUCUACCAAUCUCUCUCUCUUGCUUUUAAUUUUGUGCACUUUUGGUUCUACAAAGAUCAUUUAAGAUUUUUUUUAAAGCAGGAAAAUAAAUGAUUUAAGGAAUAUGUCAGGAAUAAGAGAAAACUGAAUGACUGGCAGGUUUUGAAGCUUUGAUUCUAGACUACUGAAUAAACGGGUAUACUUGGUCAGCCAUCUAGAGCAGGGGUGGCCACCCUGCAGCUCUUCAAAAGUUAAUAUGUAUCUCCUUGAAUCUUUAUACAAGCACAUGGUGACCAGUAACCAUUUGGAAGCUGGUGACCAGUAACUAUUUGGAAGUUUUGUGCAAAGAUUCAAAGAGAUGUAGAUUAACUUCAGAAGAGCUGCAUGUAGCUCUGGAACUGCAGGUUGGCCACCCCUGUUGUAGAGGGUUCUAUCAGGUUGCUAUAGGUCACGUGAACUUGCAGUUUUGAUCUGGGGAAGUACAGUGGGAAAUGUAUCUUAGAUUCAUCUCCACCUCAGUUAUUUUGCUAAGGAUUUCUGUGGGUGAUAUCUUUUAUUUGGGUCAACUGUAUAACUGGGAUAGACUUAUAGGCAAGCUUCUAUAUGCUGGGCUUUCUUCUUCGGGUUUCAAUAAGAAACCUUUUUUCUACCUUUUCCAAUUCAAUCCCUGCUCUUCAGGCACUCAUGACAGUAGAUUAUUACUACCUUAGUGUAAUUCUAAAUACUUUCACUAAUAGCAUUCUCUACAGUUUGGUAACCAUAAGGUUGGAUAUUUAAGCAGCAAGGGGAAAAAAAAAAAAAAGAGGGCUGUGUAAAAAAAACAGCAUUAAAAAAAAAAUCAAGUUGUCUUAACUUGUGUAUCAAGGAAUUAUUUUUCUGGUCUUUACUUUCCUACAGAAAUAUACAGUGUAAAUAAAAGCAAGACUCUUGUA